GAGCUGCGUUUCCGGUUACGAGGGCUGCUCGGUGCGAUAGUGAGAGGGAGGAGGAAGAGAGCGGGGAGAGCCGAGCCGUAGCCCCAGAUUCCCCGGACACACAGGCCCACCACCUUCCACCGGCGCCUCGCACCAAGGCUCUGAGGAACGAGCACGGAUUUGUAGAAACGAUGAGGCGUGUGGUUCGACAAAGUAAAUUCCGGCAUGUCUUUGGGCAGGCUGUGAAGAAUGAUCAGUGCUAUGAUGACAUCAGAGUUUCCCGGGUUACCUGGGAUAGCUCAUUCUGUGCGGUUAACCCCAAAUUUGUUGCCAUAAUCAUAGAUGCGAGCGGAGGCGGAGCUUUCCUAGUGCUGCCAUUAGUGAAGACUGGGAGAAUUGACAAGGCCUACCCGACAGUGUGUGGUCACACAGGUCCGGUGCUGGACAUUGACUGGUGUCCUCAUAAUGACAAUGUGAUCGCUAGCGGCUCUGAAGACUGCACGGUCAUGGUAUGGCAAAUCCCAGAAGGUGGCCUAACCAUUCCGCUCACGGAGCCUGUGGUAGUGUUGGAAGGACAUUCCAAGAGGGUAGGCAUUGUGACAUGGCACCCAACAGCCCGGAACGUGCUGCUCAGUGCAGGUGGUGAUAAUAUUGUUUUGAUAUGGAAUGUGGGUACCGGGGAGGCUCUAAUCUCCCUAGAGGAUAUGCACAACGAUAUGAUAUUCAGUGCCAGCUGGAACCGAAAUGGCAGCCUCAUUUGUACGGCUUCCAAGGACAAGAAGCUUCGUGUUAUUGAUCCACGCAAAAUGGAAAUGGUAGCGGAGAAAGAUAAAGCACACGAAGGCGCUCGGCCUAUGAGGGCAAUCUUUUUAUCUGAUGACAGCAUUUUUACCACUGGGUUCAGCCGUAUGAGUGAACGCCAGUUAGCAUUGUGGAAUCCGAAAAGUAUGGACGAGCCUAUUGCACUACACGAAAUGGAUACAAGCAAUGGAGUCUUGCUGCCUUUUUAUGACCCCGACACGAACAUCAUCUACUUAUGUGGCAAGGGCGACAGUAGUAUUCGGUAUUUUGAGAUCACAGAUGAAUCGCCUUACGUUCACUACCUCAACACUUUCAGCAGCAAGGAACCGCAGCGAGGAAUGGGUUACAUGCCAAAGCGGGGUCUGGACGUUAACAAGUGUGAGAUUGCCAGGUUCUACAAACUUCAUGAGAGGAAGUGUGAGCCAAUUAUCAUGACUGUGCCCAGGAAGUCUGAUCUUUUCCAAGAUGACUUAUACCCAGAUACUUCCGGCCCGGAGGCUCCCAUGGAAGCCGAAGAGUGGUUUGAUGGAAAAAAUGCUGAUCCAAUUUUGAUUUCCCUAAAAGAUGGGUACACGCCAAGCAAAAACCGGGACCUGAAUGUGGUGAAGAAGAAUAUUUUGGGAAGCAAGCCAUCUGCGCAGAAGAAGUAUGACCCAUCCAGCGCCCACAAAGCAGCACCACAAACUUCUAGUCCUGCUAACGAUGGAAAGUUGGAUGAGGUAAUGAAGGAAGUGCGUUCGAUGAAAGACCUCAUCAACGCCCAGGAUGAACGCAUCUCCAAAUUAGAAGACCUAAUCGCCAGUCUCACCAACAAUGAUGCGUCUGAGGAAUGAAACAAGCAAAGUCUUAACUGAGCUGGAGGUGCCCACUGCCAGAUCACAUUCCACCCCCAUCACUUUCCUCCAGGUCCUAGCAAUGAUCAGCAUUCCAGCACAGACUGUAUCCACCUUUCCCAUUCAAACACAGACAUUCCACCUGCCCCCAUUCCACCAGGUGCCUCCACACUUGUGCCAUUUCAGAAGUUUAGUUGGCUGCCUGUUAAUGAACUCCUGAAGUGACACAAUCUGUUGAUACCCUAACCAUUAUGUGGGCCUCAGUCAAAAGUGGAAAGGAUUUAAGAGAAGCCUCUGCUUAAAACCAACAAACAUUUUGUUAAUUAAAAGCCAAGAUUUUUACCCUCAUCGUUCAAGUGUUACAUGACAAUACUUCCUGUUUCCAAGAUCAGUAUAUAGAUUUUUUUUUUUUUUUUUUUUUUAAUUCUGGUUCUGAUCAGAAUUUUCUGGGUAGGUAAGGGUGUAUGAAAUAGAUGGACCUAUGCCACAUUUUUUUUUUUUUUUUUUGUUUUUUCAAUUUCAAUUAUUUUUUUUUUUCUUGCCAAAAAGACCUUGUUAAAUAUUUUGGGACCAUGCAUCAUAUAGUAUUUUUAUUUUUAAUGUAAAGGAGGAAGCACUGUGUUACUGUCUGGAAUCGCAAGAAAAUAAUUACCCAUAAAAGCUUCAUGAGUUUUAUAUAAA
This is a messenger RNA of Bufo gargarizans (Asiatic toad), 2294 nucleotides long. It is a transcript of the gene CORO1C, whose product is annotated as coronin 1C. NCBI's taxonomy places the organism in Eukaryota, Metazoa, Chordata, Amphibia, Anura, Bufonidae. Bases 171 to 1613 code for a protein of 480 amino acids. The transcript is spliced from 11 exons. Gene Ontology annotation, biological process: actin filament organization; neural crest cell migration. The record is from RefSeq and is a predicted model, not a curated record. Gene Ontology annotation, molecular function: actin filament binding.